AAUUUAUUCCCAAUUUUGUUAUUAAUUAUAUUAAAUUUACAUUAUAAAUGACUUGAUUUGUAUUAUAUUUGUGCCUUUAAAUGGCAAAUUGUUUCAUUUCAUAAAUGACACACCUUUUACCAUGUUUUAUUACUCUUUUGUACUAUACUUUAAAUAACAGCGUUGACAGCUUUAUUGUUAGUAAAUUUUACAAAUUUCACGAUUUUAAUAAAAUUUUAUCAAAUUCUGGAAACUAUGGAGAUCACUUGGAACCAUUUGGAAACACUGUACAUUCAGUAACUUCUCUAAAAUUAACUGAAAAUGAUGUGAAUCCACUGAAUUUAGUGGCCGAUGAUGGAGAUUUAUCAAAUUCCUCUACUGGAGUAGAAGUGUUGGAUGGUGACUCUGAGAAGGAGAGCCUGGAAUAUUUGAAAUUGAACGAUUAUAUGUGCAGUAGUUUCUUAAAAUAUGCCUUGAGUAUAAUUUUGGGCCGUGCUUUACCAGAUUCAAGGGAUGGUCUUAAAGUUGUUCAUCGUAGGAUUAUAUGGGCCAUGCACAUGUUGAAACUGGAUCCGAAUGGUCAGUAUCGUAAAUGUGCUAAAGUGGUUGGAGAUGUCUUGGGUAAUUACCACCCUCACAGUGACAAGAGCGUGUACGACGCGCUAUGCAGACUCUCUCAGGACUUCAUCAUGAAAGUGCCACUAAUCGAUGGUCACGGGAAUUUUGGUUCAAAUAAUGAUCCUCCAGCCGCUAUGCGUUAUACCGAAUGCAGAUUAACCAAUUUUUCUAAGAUGAUAAUGCUGAAUGAUAUAAAUUUCAAUACUAUUGAUUAUAUACCAAAUUUCGACAAUACCAAUAUUGAGCCGAUGGUGUUGCCUUGCAGAUUACCUAAUAUACUAAUUAAUGGUUCUUCUGGUAUUGCUGUUGGACUGGCAACUAAUAUUCCUCCACACAAUCCCACCGAAGUCAUCAACGCAACCAUACAAUUCAUCAAGUCACAUCUCAAUACUACUACUGAAACUACUGCUGAAACUCGUUCUGAUACUACUGUUGAUGGUCUCAAGGAUGAUAAGAAUGUUGAAAUUGUUAAUGAGGUUAUGGGACCUGAUUUCCCAACUGGAGGAGUCAUAAGGACGACAAGAGAAGCUAUGAGGAAAAUAUAUGAGAGCGGUAAAGGGACAGUGUUAAUACAGUCAAAAUUUGUAUUUGAAGAGAAGUUUAGAGAUGUGAUAAAUGUGUAUAAUAAUUUCAAGGAUAUAAAGUUUAAACAUAAUUCUAGAAUUUCAAUUGUCAUUAACCAAAUCCCCUACAACACACGAAUCAACGACAUAAUAGAGAACAUAAACCGUAAUAUAAAGAAUAAUAAUAUAAUUGGUGUGAAUGAUGUGAAAGAUGAGAGUGACCGUAACGGGACUCGAAUCGUGGUGGAGUUGAAGCGGAACAUAUCUUCAGUGAUUGAGAUUCAGGAGAUCAUGGCUAAACUGCAGAGACUCACAGAGUAUAAUUACAAGUGCAACUUCAUCACACUUGACCAAGAUAAACCAAUACGCUUCAACCUCUAUACUAUCCUGAAGAUUUGGCUCGACUUUAGGCUUAAAGUUCUCAAAAGGAAAUACAAGCACUUGUUACUCAAAUUGAAAAAGAACCUAGAUAUUAUCAAUGCUUACAUCAUCAUUUAUCUCAAUAUCAACACCAUUAUCAACUCUUUCCAAAAUCACCAGAAAGGAGUGUAUAAAGUAUUGAAGGAAGAGUUUAAGUUGAAUGAUGACCAGAUGAAGAGUGUGAUGCGUCUAACGUUGAGGCAGUUGAAUCAGCUAAAUAUCGAUAAUUUGAAGGAAAAGUCUGGAGAAUACACGAAGCAAAUUGAGUUUUAUGAGAAUGUCCUAAACAACGACACUAAUCUGUACAAUGAAAUUAUCUCAGACCUGACUGAGUUGAAGGAUCAUUUCAAAAAUAUCAAGAGAAAUACAUUAAUUAUCUAUACCGACGAGGGUUCUAAUUUUGAAACUACUGUCGAAGGGGUUGAAGGGCCUGAGGGUACUAGUGAAGAUAAAGUUGAUCCUUCAGUGGUAGAAUCUGACGAUAACAUUAUCAUCUACAACAGUCUUGGUAGAAUUAGUAAAAUCAAAUUAGACCAAAAAUUCUACAAAUCCAACAAAAAUAAAUCAAUACGCAUUUCUAAUCCUAUCCACUCCCAUUCCACCACUCCCGAUACGAGCAUAGAAUCCUCAACUCCUGAUUCAAAUAAGAAUAAUCGUGCUAAGAAGGGUGAGACUAAAAUUGAUGAGGCUGCGGCGUUGGAAGUGGGUUAUUGCAGUAAUAAUAACAGUAAUAAGAUAAUAAUAAUACUGAAAAACGGCAGAAUAAUGCAUGUGAAUAGCAGUAAACUGAAACUCUGUAAGAAAGGCUAUGAUAUGUUCAAGUAUUUGGGUAUUAAAAAUGACGAAAUGAUUGAAUAUAUUACAUCAAUAGGAAAACAUCUUGGAGAUAUAAUAAUGGUUGGAUAUGGUAAUGGUAUAAUGACUAUUUGCAAUACCAAUAGGCUGAAUUUGAAACUAUCAAAGACUAAGCUGAACCUUAAACUUAACCUUAAAAAUAAAGAAAUCAAGUUCUUUUUCAAUUAUAACCUUAAUCACAUUUCACAAAACCCAUUUCUUUUCAUUUGUACUAAAAGAGGAUAUUGUAUAAAAAUAAGUUUAAGGAGUAUAAUGGAGAAGUUCGAUAAGAAAAAGAAUGUGAAGCUGAUAAGAUUACACAAAGGCGACGAGGUUGUUUCUUCAUGCCUUGCAAAUGACCAACAACACAUACUCAUCUUAACCUCCAAGGGCAAAUAUAAACUAAUUAAUAUCAAUGAUAUCAAGUUACAAAAAAUUAAAGGAAAAGGGUAUAACAUACUGAGGAAUUCACAGAAAUCAAUUAAAAAGAGCGGAGGCGACAAUUCAUCAAAUUUGGAUGAGGCGGUAUCUUGUACAAAUGUGGAUAAAAUAAAAGAAAAGAAGAAUAUAUUACUGAUAAGUAAGGGUGGUAUCCUGUGUAAGAAAUCACUGUACUUAAAGCCAGGCCUAAGGCAUCACAAGACUAAGAAACUGUGGAAUAAUAUACCAAGCAAUGACCAGUUAACAUAUUCUAAGCUUUUAUAAUCUCCUCAUAUUAUUU
Messenger RNA from Theileria parva strain Muguga, 3135 nucleotides. It is a transcript of the gene gyrA, whose product is annotated as DNA gyrase/topoisomerase IV subunit A family protein. The record is from RefSeq and is a predicted model, not a curated record. Lineage: Eukaryota; Apicomplexa; Aconoidasida; Piroplasmida; Theileriidae. Gene Ontology annotation, cellular component: DNA topoisomerase type II (double strand cut, ATP-hydrolyzing) complex. The transcript is spliced from 11 exons. Gene Ontology annotation, molecular function: ATP binding; DNA binding; DNA topoisomerase type II (double strand cut, ATP-hydrolyzing) activity. Gene Ontology annotation, biological process: DNA topological change. The coding region runs from base 105 to 3119 and encodes 1004 amino acids.